Messenger RNA from Penicillium atrosanguineum, 2010 nucleotides. RefSeq names its product U4/U6-U5 snRNP complex subunit SNU66. Gene Ontology annotation, biological process: maturation of 5S rRNA; mRNA cis splicing, via spliceosome. The record is from RefSeq and is a predicted model, not a curated record. The transcript has a single exon. Gene Ontology annotation, cellular component: U4/U6 x U5 tri-snRNP complex. NCBI's taxonomy places the organism in Eukaryota, Fungi, Ascomycota, Eurotiomycetes, Eurotiales, Aspergillaceae. The coding region runs from base 1 to 2010 and encodes 669 amino acids.
AUGGCGGACGCUCUAUCUAUCGAGCAGAACAACAAGAUCCGAGUGGCCCUCGGCCUAAAGCCACUCCCCGUCCCCGGCGCCGAGCCUGACGCCACUGGACCGGACUUCAAGGACGAUAACUCGAGCGAUUCUGGCGAAGAAGAAGAUCCCGCGAGCACCGUCGACACCCGACAGGCCCAGGGUUACGAAAAUUGGCAGAAACUCCAGGACGAAGCCGACGCCAAAAAGAGACGAGACGAGAAGAAUGCUGCCAUCAAGAAAGCACGCGACAUCGCUCAAAGAAAUCUGAAGCUGCAAGGCUCUACCCUCGGAGAGUUGGAUGGCGCAGAACUUGACACCAAGGCUUGGUUAAUGCAGAACAAGAAGCGCUCGAAGAAGAUUGAGAAGGAGCGCGCGCGCAAACUUGCCGAAGAGCUGGAAGAGCGAGAACGAGCCGCGGCUAUCCAAUACACUGCCGCAGAUCUGGCUGGUGUCAAGGUUGGCCAUUCCAUCGGUGACUUCGAGGGUGGCGAGGACCACGUCCUUACUCUCAAGGAUACCGGGAUAGAUGACGAGGAGGAGGGCGAUGAGCUUCAAGAUGUCCACUUGGUCGACAAAGAGCGAACCGAGGAGCGGAACGACCUUAAGAAGCGCAAGCCCGUUUACGAUCCCACAGCUGAGAACCAAGGAAUUCUCUCGCAUUACGACGAGGAGAUUGAGGGCAAGAAACGCAAGCGAUUCACACUUGAUGCCAAGGGAUCAACCGAAGAAGAACGCGAUGCUAAGCGACAGGAGGUUUCGGAGCGACUGAAGAAGGGCAUCAUUAGUCUCGACUUUGAACCUGAAGUUCCAGCAUCCGAUUACAUGGAUAUCAGCGAGAUUAAAAUCAAGAAGCCAAAGAAGAAGAAGAACAAGACGACAAAACAGAGAGCAGUAAUGGAUGAUGAAGAUAUUACACCUACAACCGAAUCGAACGGCACAGCUAUGGAUAUCGAUUCAACAAAUGGUGUCGCGCCUGUGCCCAAGAAGCUGAUCAACCAAGAUAUUUCCUUUGUGGAUGACGAUGACCUACAAGCAUCACUUGCGCUCCAGCGUCGUGCCGCUUUCAAGAAGCGCAAGAAGAUGCGUCCCGAAGACCUUGCACAGCAACUUCGUGAAGAGGAGUCCCAGACUCCAAUGGAAGUCGAGACUGAAGAUGGCGCAGAGGAACCCGGCCUUGUGAUUGACGAGACCUCAGAGUUCGUUUCCAACCUUCAGAAACCCGCAUUGCCCGAACGGGAAGAGCGACGAGCAUCGGCCCCUACUGAAGAGGCCGCUGCUCAACCGGAGCCCGAGGCUGAGACUGAGGGUGUGGACAUGGAACGGACCUACAAUGAUAUUGAAGAUGGAGAGGAUCUUGAGGAGCGUAUCAGGCGUGAAGAAUCCAAGCAGGAACAACAGGAGUUUACUGGCACUGGUCUGGAAGAAGAAGCUACUUUGGAUCAGGGUCUGGGAGCUACUUUGUCGAUGCUGAAGCAGCGUGGCAUUGUGAAGGACACCAACAGCACCGAUCAUAACGCUCUCAUGCGCAAACGCCAACAGUUCCUUCAAGAUAAGCUCAACCGCGAGACCGACGCCGAUCGACGUGCACGUGCCCAGCGCGAGCGCGAUCGUGCCUCAGGCAAGCUGGACCGUAUGUCUGCUCGUGAGCGCGAAGAACACGCACGCUGGGAAAACAAGCAGCGCGAUCAGCAAGAUGCGCGACAAAUGGCCGAGGUAUUUAACAAAGAGUACAAGCCCGACGUACAGCUCAAGUACACGGACGAGUACGGCCGCUCAAUGAACCAAAAGGAAGCCUUCAAGCACCUCAGUCACCAAUUCCACGGCAAAGGCAGCGGAAAGAUGAAGACCGAGAAGCGUCUGAAGAAGAUCGAAGAGGAGAAGAAGCGCGAAUCAAUGAGUGCGUUGGACAGCAGUCAGCACACGGGUAUGAACAACGCCAUGGGAGCUCAAGCGCGGAAAAACCGCCAGGCCGGAGUGCGACUGGGCUGA